Podarcis muralis (Common wall lizard) is the source of this 1669-nucleotide messenger RNA. It is a transcript of the gene VMA12, whose product is annotated as vacuolar ATPase assembly factor VMA12. The record is from RefSeq and is a predicted model, not a curated record. Gene Ontology annotation, biological process: vacuolar proton-transporting V-type ATPase complex assembly. Gene Ontology annotation, cellular component: endomembrane system. NCBI's taxonomy places the organism in Eukaryota, Metazoa, Chordata, Lepidosauria, Squamata, Lacertidae.
GUCGCUCUGGCCCGCGCGUAGGCCAUAGAGAGGGGAAGGCUUCCGGGUCACUCGCUCGGCGCCGCUUUCUUCCCCACAGAGAUAAGAAAGUGUAGAAGGAGCCCGAAUAGGCAGUUUCCGGGGUUGUUCCUCACUCCCCCCCCCACGCGGGUUUAAAUGAUUAUUAACAUUUGUGUUUUCGGGAAAUAGACCAGAGUUUGCAGAAAGCUUUGGAUGACGCAGGCCGCUUAUUUAUUCGGAUCGCUUCUUGCCCGCCUUUGGGCCGCGGAGUGAACCCGGAAUAUGCUUCUCAGGGCGACUCUUCCCUUUUGUUCCCUCUUUGUUCACGUCCCUCUUCGGGUUGCCGCGGUAACUCCAGUCAGAUUCUUCCCCGCCCACUUCAGGGCCCGAGCGGUCAUAUGACCAGCGGCACUUCCAAGAUGGCGUCCUCCCUGAAGGUGGGACCUGCGCUGCGGGGCUUCCUGCGGGGCUCCGAGGGGCAGCGGCUGCCGGAGGAGCUGCGGGCCGAGCUGGAGGCGGCCCUGGCCGAAGAGGAGCCCCGCGUGUCCUUCCACUUCGUCCGAAAGCUCCACCGAGCGCUGCGGGAGGCGGGUUCUCAAGUAUAUCUUCAUGAACUGCUGGAAGGCAGUGAGAUCUUCCUUCCUGAAGAGAAAAAGCCUCCCAGGAAUCCAGAAUUAGUAGCCCGGUUAGAGAAGAUCAAGGCCCAGCUAGCCAACGAGGAAUACAAGAAGAUAACAAGGAACAUCAACUGCCAGGAACUGAACCGAUACGGCACUUUGGCUGACCUUGGAAGGCAAGUGAGGUCCACCAAAGCCUUGGUUGUCACCAUCGUCAACUUCCUGGUCACUGUGGGAGCCACGUUUGCCUGCACCUACCUGGGCUCCCAGUACAUCUUCGUGGAAAUGGCACCGCGUGUCCUGUCCGCCGUGGUCGUGGCCUCCGUCGUGGGCUUGGCCGAGCUCUAUGUGAUGGUUCGGAACCUGGAAGGAGAACUGGGGGAGCCGUAGCCAAGGAGCCCUUCCUGCCUGGCCUUUCUCUCGGCCUGCUCUCUCCAUCCUUGCUGCUCCCCACUCAUGGCCGGGGAGGUGGGGCUCGGCCCCCAGAGGCCACCUGCAAAUCCCAGUACAAACUACCAAGGAGGAACAGGACAUUCUCAACGCAACUCUUGCAGCUACAGACAAGUCGGCUCCUUUUCCUUCCCCUGAGGCCUCUGUGCUUUUCCUUUCCCCAACAGGCCUCCCUUUUCUCUGGCACAAGUAAUCUGGUGUGUUUUCAGUAGUUUGGGGUUUUUUUCCUGCAGGCCCUGAAGCUGCAAAGGGUCCAGGACUAGGGGAUAGCAACUUCACACCAACAGGAGGAGAUUUUCCCUCGUGUUUCUGUCACACCCGCAAGCUGGAAGGUUGCUGUUUCCAAAGCGUUGGCCACCUGAGCUGGCAGUGCUAGAGAGGGUGCCCAUAGCGACUACUUUUGUUGCCCUUUGGCAAACACAAAGGGACACACCAUUUUGCUGUUACACCAAGCCCGGCAAGCAACCGUGAACGGCCGCAUCCUACCCCUUACAGUUUGGAGAUGCUCCCCCCCCUCCGCAAACCGCCAUCCCCCGGGUGUCGUCUUAAUGUAUAGAAAUCAACCUUUGUUGUGUGCAAUAAACGGAUCGGAAUCUGUUGAA